This is a messenger RNA of Notolabrus celidotus (New Zealand spotty), 4808 nucleotides long. It is a transcript of the gene vps8, whose product is annotated as VPS8 subunit of CORVET complex. Gene Ontology annotation, cellular component: CORVET complex; early endosome; HOPS complex. The transcript is spliced from 45 exons. Gene Ontology annotation, biological process: vesicle-mediated transport; endosomal vesicle fusion; protein targeting to vacuole. Gene Ontology annotation, molecular function: protein binding. NCBI's taxonomy places the organism in Eukaryota, Metazoa, Chordata, Actinopteri, Labriformes, Labridae. The record is from RefSeq and is a predicted model, not a curated record. Bases 60 to 4271 code for a protein of 1403 amino acids.
UCCUGUUAGAAAAGGGACGAAGAAGAAGUUGUGUUGACUUGUGAUCAUGCUAACCAGAAAUGUCGGAGUCUCCAGACGCACACAGCUUACUCUCAGCUUCUUCUCAGCUCAACCUGAUGGAGGUGGAAGCGAUCGACGAUAAGGAGUUCGAUAUUCCCCAAGUAGACACACCUCCGACUCUGGAAAGCAUCCUCAAUGAGCUAGAGGACGAGGAGGAACCAUUCGUGUUGGAAGACACCUGUGUACUAAACACAGACAACAUCGAUGCUUACUCCUGUGACACCUCAUCUCUCGCCAGCUCGGACAGUGGAGACCCAGCACACCUUAAACGGAAGAGGAGGACAUUGGAUUUAAACACAGCAGUCCAUGGGUCUGUUCUUCGCCAGAGUCUGCUGAAGGGCAUCUCCGCACAGAUCGUCUCUGCUGCCGACAAGGUUGAUGCUGGACUGCCCACUGCGAUAACGGUCUCUGGUGUGAUUGCUGUGGGAACGUCUCAUGGUCUGGCUCUGGUCUUUGAUAACAACCAGGCUCUGAGGCUCUGUCUGGGUACCAAGUCAACGGGAGCAGAGUUCGGGGCUGUUUCUGCUCUGACCAUCAACCAUGACUGCUCCAGACUUCUCUGUGGAUUUGCCAGAGGACAGAUAACGAUGUGGGAUCUUGCCAAUGGAAAGCUCUUGAGAACGAUCAAUGAUGCCCACCCUCCAGGGACAGCUAUACUACAUGUGAAGUUCACAGAUGACCCUACUCUUGCUGUAUGCAAUGACAGCGGAGGAUCAGUUUUCGAGCUGGCUUUCAGGAGGGUGAUGGGCAUGCGUUCCUGUGACUCUCGAUGUCUCUUUAGUGGUUCCAAAGGAGAGGUCUGCUGCAUUGAACCAUUGCGUGCUCCUCCAGACUUUAGAGACCAUCCAAUCACACACUACUCUCUGUUGGCAAUGGCCUCUCUCACUAAGAUUUUGGUUAUUGGACUAAAGCCCUCCCUGAAAGUCUGGAUGACCUUUCCAUACACUAAGUCUGAUCCGUCCAGCGUUCCUCAGCUGGCCUGGCAGUUUGUUCCUGCUCAGAAGACGAUCACCCCGGUACUGGCCUUUUGCAAAGGAGACACGGUCCACUUCCUCCUGGUUAAGAAAGAGGAGUCGGGGACGAUCCACGUCAUCAAACAAAGACAACUCCACCUCACCUGUGACAUCAUCAGCUUAAGUUGGAUUAACAGUCGCACACUGGUCCUGGUAGACAGCCAUGAAAAGCUGCAGGUUGUGGACCGACCCAGUCAAGAGGUGUUGGAGACUCUGGACUUGGAGCAGGUGCAGCUGGUCUACAACAGCCGGCAUUUCAAAUCCCUGGCCACUGGAGGGAACGUCUCCCAGGCUCUGGCACUAGUUGGAGAAAAGGCCUGCUACCAGUCGGUCUCAAGCCACGAAGGACAGAUCCUGUAUUUGGGCACAAAGUCAGCACACAUCAUGACUCUGAGAACCUGGAGAGAGCGUAUCGACUUUCUGAUGAAACAGGAGCACUUUGUUGAGGCUCUCUCUCUGGGCUGGUCGUUCCAUGAGGGAACAGCUAAGGCUGUAGUUGGUCUGUUUGGAGAUCCAGUGAAAAGGAAGAGAGUGGUUGCUGAUAAGAUGGUAGAGCUCUUUUUCCAGUUUGCAGAGCACGCUUUAAAGAAGUGUCCAGAACAAGGCAAGAUCCAAGUGAUGGAGCAACAUUUUCAAGAUGUCAUUCCAGUCCUGGUGGAUUACUGCCUGCUGCUGCAGAGAGCUGACCUGCUCUUCAACCAGCUGUACUCCCAGCUGGCAGAGAACAUGGUUGCCAAGGGGGUCUUUCUGGAGUCACUGGAGUCAUACAUCGUCGCAGACCGCCUUGGCCACCUGACCACGCCCAUCAUGAAGGACCUCUUGGCCCAUUAUCAUAGCACUGGUAAAAUGGAGAACCUGGAGAGGUGCAUUGUCCAUCUGGACAUCACCAACCUGGACAUACAGCAGGUGGUCCAAAUAUGUUGGGAGAACCAACUCCAUGAUGCAAUGAUCUAUGUAUUCAACAGUGGUAUGAACGACUACAUCACACCUAUGGAGAAACUCUUUGCAGUUAUUGGUCCACCUCUCAAGUACGGGAAGAGCCUGACAGAUGAGGAGGUGGUGAUGGGGAACAAACUUCUGGUGUACAUAAGCUGCUGUCUUGCAGGAAGAGCAUAUCCUCUAGGAGACAUCCCUGAAGACCUCGUGGUUCAAGUAAAGAACCAGGUGUUCGAGUUCCUCAUUCGUCUUCAUUCAGGUGACUCAUCAGAGGAGGAGGAGGUUUUCCCCUUUAUUCGUUCUCUUCUCCACUUUGACACCCGAGAGUUCCUCAAUGUCCUCGCCAUGACAUUUGAAGACUUUAAGAACGAUAAGCAGGCCCUUGAAUACCAGCAGAGGAUAGUGGACAUCUUGCUUCAGGUGAUGGUGGACAACUCUGACUACACUCCUUCCCAGGUGGGAGGACUCUUCACCUUUUUGGCUCGCCAGUUGGCCAAACCAGACAACACACUCUUUGUGAACAGGAAACUCUUUGAUCAGGUUCUGGACUUUCUGUGUUGUCCAGACGAUGACUCCCGUCACACUGAGAGGCAGCAGGUUCUACUGGAGCUGCUGCAGGUCGGGGGUGUUGUCCAGUAUAACGAGGAACGCCUGUUGGCUUUAGCAGAGAAGGCCAAGUUCUAUCAGAUCUGUGAGUUUCUAUACGAGAAGAACAAUUUGUACGACAAGAUCAUUGACUGCUACCUCAGAGACCCUCUCAGAAAGGUGGAGAUCUUCAGCUACAUCCACAACCUGCUAUCCAUGCCUGGCUACAGCCUUGAGGACAAACAGACUGUCCUGGACAAAGUACUACGACACAUUCAGGAGUUGAUCGCCCUUGAUGUCACCAACUCAGCUGAGCUGGUGUUGUUUCACUUCCCUGGAGAAGUGCAACAGAUUACCUCUGAGCUUCAGGAUGACCAAUUACUCAUGAAGUUCCUCAGUUGUCUCCUCGAGCCAAGAGAGGGACAUCAUUCAGCGACCGUCCUGCCAGCCGAACACGAGCUUCACGAGCGUCUGCUGGAUUUGCUCUGCCGCCUUUCUCCUCAGCAGAUCCUGAACUUCCUCCAGACUUCUCAGCACUACCGACUGGAAGAGGCCAUACAAAUCAUAGAGAAGUACCAACACAACGAGGCUUCAGCAUAUCUGCUGGAGAAGAAGGGAGAUUAUCAAGGAGCUUUUGCUGUCUUGUUAAAGACACUGAAACAAAAGCUGAGUCUCCUUACUGCCGGGAUCGACCGAGGAUCUGAAGGAGGAAGUCUGGAAGAAGAGGACGGAGACAGCAAACCGUCCCUGACUAUCGUGAAGGAUUCUCUAAAUAACAUCAUCGACUUGUGUCAUCACAGCUCUGAGAACCUCUACCAGCAGCAAAGAGAGGUCCAGUGGUUUCCACUCCUGGAGACGAUGAUGGUUUUUCAAAGAGAAGUGAAGCAGCACGGCUCGACACACACAUUUCAGGUGAUACGAGAGCUGACGAUGAAGGUUCUCAACUGUAUGAGCAGCUUUAUUUCUCUCCCGGCCAUCAUCCAACGAAUCCUUCAGGACCCCGUGUACGGGACAGGAAAACUAUCAGAAAUCCAGGGACUCAUCCUGGGUAUGCUGGACACCUUUAACUACGAACAGACUCUACUUGAAACAACCACCAGUCUGCUGAACCAUGACCUCCACUGGUCCCUGGCUCAUCUUCAUGCUGCAGUCACAAAGGGACUCCACCCCCGACAGGACUACUGUUACAUCUGCCUGCAGCACUACAAGAGAAGGCAGGACUCUGUUGAGGAGAUUAUUGUGUUCAGCUGUGGUCACCUGUACCACUUCCAGUGCCUGCAGCAGAAGGACUAUUGUUGGGGCUCUGCCUCACAGCUUCAACAAAGGUGGAGCUGCUACAAAUGUUCCUCCAGCCACGGAGGGAGGAGUGGGUCCUCUAUUAAAGCAGGAAGACAUCGCAGUUCAUCCCUGGCACAGACUUGUGUUUCAUCAGGGCAUCGUGAUGCAGGAGCAGAGGCUGACAGCACCAUGGUGGUGGUUGAGGCGUCAUUGAACCUGCAGCAGGAACAGUCCUGGGAUCAGCUACGCACUUUAUACAAAGGACCGUCGAGGUUAUCCAUGCUUUCACAACUCUCCCACGGCCACAGCAGCGAUAAGAAGUUGCUCCCAAUCCCAGCCGAUCUCAGGACGGAGAACUCCUCUCUGAAGCUCUCUCCUCCGCCUCUGAUGGAAGACUAGCACUGGGCCUGUGUGGAGAGACGUGCAUGUGUUGGAGUUUACUGCUGUACAACUAAUGACGUGUGAUUUAAAAAAUGUUAAUAAUCAUGACAACGAGUAAGGCUGGUGAUUUUUAUCAUUAGUGCAUGAAUAAUAAAACAGUGACCAAAUUCUUACAUCUAAAAUCAUUUAACAGCGGGCUGGGCAGAUACAUGUUGGCGGUGAUGACGUGCCUUUGUGACUGAAUGAACAUUUAUAGGGAUCCACCACUUGUGAUGAACAUUACAGAACAGGAGACGGUUUCUUUAAAUCCUUCAGGGAUCUCGUGGCUAUGAAGGAACAUUAUACUGUUUUUACAGGAAAAGUUUAUGAGACUUUCCCUCAUAAUGUAUUUCUAGCCAAUAGAGGUUCACGGCUCUUGUGUGUAUGAAGUCUGUGUUGAAGGUGUUCAAUAUUAGAGAGGAGAAUUCUGUAAAAAAGAAAAUGUUGAUGCCUCAUAAGUCCUUGUUUACUACUGUGAUUCUUUUUUCCACAAAAUAAACUAAAAUCAUUCCUUGA